AUGCCGGCAGCCGCCUACCUCGGCCUCGUCGCCAUCCCCAUCUUCGGCAUCGCCGCCGGAAUCGCCUUCGAGGAGGGCGCCAUCAAGCAUGCCCCCACCAACACGCUCGCCACCCUCAUGGAGGCCUGCACCGUCCCGUCCAGGCAGAGCCUCCGCAGCGACAUCACCCGGGGUCUUGUGCCCCAGGUUGACAACUUCUUCUGCCUCAUCAUCCCCUUUUUCAAGUCGGCCGUCGCCAGCCGCCUCAACAUCGGCGCACUUUCCGUCCUUGCCUCGCUCAUGAUUCCGCUUCUGACAAGGCUGACCUACCAGGCCGUCUCGCCCAACCGAAAGACUGGCCUCUUCAGCGGAGUCUGGAUCUUCCUCAUCGCCGCCAUUGGCCAGCUCCUCGGCUUCGGAAUGGUCUCGGUCAGUCUCGGCCUCUGUAUCUACACGCUCGGAUCAUACCUGGCCUUCAAGCGCACCUCGGCCGCUGUCGCCCCGGUCCCCACCGCUCCCGGCUCCAUCUACCUCUGCAACAUCGCCCUCCUCCUCACCGGCGCCACUGUCAUCGGCUCCAUCUUCCUGGACCGCGAAGGCAACAACUGGUUCCGAUGCCAGGUCGCGUUCCAGUUCUUCCCGCUCUUCCUGAUCCCCGUCGUCCUCGCCUCGGUCUCGACGCCGCUCAUCAACACUGAGAAGGCGUCGCGCGACGAGCUGAUGUGCUGGGAUGCCGAGAGCGUCAGCUACAGCUUUGAGCGCACGUGGUCCUACUACCGCAAGUAUGCCCUCGCCUCCACCGUCGCCUACUGGUAUGGAGCUCAUCGGAUCAUUGUGGGCCUCGUCACGGACAAGGACAAGUACGACGACGUCACCCACUUCUUUGUCUUCGACAUUGCCGGCACUCUGGUCGCACUCGUCUCGCUGGUGAUUCUGGAACGACUGACGUUCCGUUCCAAGGCGUCCAAGCACCCUCUGACGGGCGCACCGCGAUCGCAGCUGGACAUUGAAUGCGACAAGGCCAUCUCGCGGGCGCCCGCAGGAUCGCCCUGGCUGGAGAAGACCGCCGCCGGCUUCAUCACCGCCGCAAUCAUUGCCGGUCCGGGCUGUGCGGCGGCGCUGUGGUGGUGCUCUGGCGAAGAGGAGCUGGGAUGGAAGGCCAGAAAGGCGUGGAGGGAGGCCGUCGCUGUCGAGGGCAAGAAGGAGAAGUAA
Pseudozyma flocculosa PF-1 is the source of this 1191-nucleotide messenger RNA. RefSeq lists its product as uncharacterized. The coding region runs from base 1 to 1191 and encodes 396 amino acids. The transcript is spliced from 6 exons. NCBI's taxonomy places the organism in Eukaryota, Fungi, Basidiomycota, Ustilaginomycetes, Ustilaginales, Ustilaginaceae. The record is from RefSeq and is a predicted model, not a curated record.